GUUCCAAGAUGGCGCCUCCUGAGGAGAGUGGUGAGGCCUCUGAGGAGUCUGAGCACGCUUGCGGCCUUCUGCGCGGCCUGGGCCUCCUGAGGGCGGAGCGGGCGCUGCUGGACGUGACCCUCUUGGCCGGGGGAGCCGAGUUCGGGGCGCACCGGGCGGUGCUGGCGGCCUCCUCGGGCUACUUCCGCGCCAUGUUCGGGGGAGGCCUCUUGGAGGCCCGGGCGAGGCGGGUGAGGCUGCACGGGGUGGAGGGAGAGUGCUUGGGCCGCCUGCUGGACUUCGCCUACUCGGGGAGAGUGUCCUCCUUGGGCCUGGACGACGAAGACGAGGACGAGGAGGCGUGCCUGGAGAGCCUGGCGGGGCGCUUGCUGAGGGCGGCGGAUCUCCUCCAGUUCCCGGCGGUGAAGGCGGCCUGCGCGGAGUGGAUCGCGGCCCGGCUGGACCCCUCCACGGCGCUGGAGACGGAGGACUUCGCGGAGACCUUCUCCUGCCCGGACUUGGCCGCCGCGGCACGGCGGUGCGUCUUGCGUCACGCCGCAGAGGAUGACGACGAGGAUGUGAUGUCGUCCUCCUCCUCCUCGAGGGGCCACCACGAAGUGGGCCCUGCCACCACCGAAGCCUCGGCCUUGACGUCCGCGAUGUGCCGCCUCCCGCUGUCCCGCUUUGUCUCCUACCUCGGCGCCGACGCCCUGCACGUGCGCAAGGAGGAGGCGGCCUUCUCGCUGGCGCUGCGCUGGGUGCGCUCCGACCCGCUCUUCCGCGCCCCGCUCCUCCCGCAGCUGCUCUGCCACGUCCGGCUGCCCUUCGUGCGCCGCUUCGCCCUGCUGGCCCGUGUGGAGGCCGCCCCGGAGGUGGCGCGCUCCCCCGCCUGCCGCCCCUUGCUGGCCGAGGCACGGCUCUUCCAAUCCGGACGGCUGGACCGACACGACCGCGGCCCCUGCGCCCGCCUCCGCCCCCGGCCCUCCACCGGCUUGGCUGAGGUGCUCGUCACCCUGGGAGGAUGCGACCGAGACUGCGAUGAGCUGGCCGCUGUGGACGCCCUGCUGCCCAAGAGCAAGACCUGGCGCUACCUGGCCGAGUUCCCCGAGCGCCUCGGCGGAGGGUACGCGGCCGUCGCACGUGGGAACGACAUUUACAUCACCG
Anolis sagrei ordinatus is the source of this 1143-nucleotide messenger RNA. Lineage: Eukaryota; Metazoa; Chordata; Lepidosauria; Squamata; Anolidae. The record is from RefSeq and is a predicted model, not a curated record.